This is a messenger RNA of Symphalangus syndactylus (siamang), 921 nucleotides long. RefSeq names its product adenylate kinase isoenzyme 1-like. The record is from RefSeq and is a predicted model, not a curated record. Lineage: Eukaryota; Metazoa; Chordata; Mammalia; Primates; Hylobatidae. Gene Ontology annotation, molecular function: ATP binding; nucleobase-containing compound kinase activity. Gene Ontology annotation, biological process: nucleobase-containing compound metabolic process.
GUCACCAUAGCAACCGAGGCCUACUCGGGUCAGGUCGAACCGCAGCUUGGCUCCCCGUGGGCCUGUUUGGGGUUCAUUUCCUCCCCCUACCCCGAAGGGGUGGACCCCGUCAUUCCCGCAAAAUGACCGAGGCGGGGACCCUUGUGACGUUGAGCCAAGCCAGGAGGGGUCAGAACCUGGGCGGGGUCGGGCGCGACCGCCCCAAGAGCUGCUGGCCGGAUGGGUCUCUGCAAGUCCAAGCUGCCCGAGGUGGGCAGGGCUCUGAGGCCCCAGGAGAAGGACAUUCUCAAGUCCCCCCGAUCAUCUUUGUGAUGGGGGGCCCAGGCUGCGGCAAAGGGACACAGUGCAAGAAUAUGGUGACCAAGUACGGCUUCUGCCACGUGGGGCUGGGCCAGCUACUGAGACAGGAAGCUCAAAGGAGCACGCAGCGGGGCUGGCAGAUCUGUGACAUCAUGCUGCAGGGACUCCUAAUGCCCGCGGGCAUCAUCCUGGAUAUGGUCAGUGACAACAUGUUGUCCUGCCUAGAGAGCCGGGGCUUCCUCAUCGAUGGUUUUCCCUGGGAGCUGAAGCAGGCCAUGGAGUUUGAGCACAUCGUGGGCCGGGCCCCCAGUGUCGUCACUGUGUUUGACUGCUCCAUGGAGACGAUGCUCCGAGUGCUACACCAGGGCCAGGGGGAGCACCGGGCAGACGACUCGGAGCUGGCCAUCCACCAGAGCUUGGACACGCACUACACCGUGUGUGAGCCGGUCUUGACCUUCUACCAGCAGAAUAACCUGCUCCGAAACAUUCUGGCAGAGGAAGCACCAGAGAACAUCUUUGCCAAGUGCUGCUCUGUCAUUGAGAGUCUGCAGUGAGAGAGGGGCUGGGGGUGGGCCUUGCCCCUCACCGGAACCCAUGCAGGACGUGGGAAGGGUGCGUACC